ACUAUAAAAUUUCUAAAUUUCAAAGUUUCAGGGUUUUAAAAUUCAGCACAAUGUGCUCACAGUAUUUUUGAAUACCUGCGCGGCGUCCAGGCAGGUGUCCCGUUUGCCCAGUGUUAAAAGCAGCCCUCCACACAUCACAAUAUGCUUCACGUGUUUCACACAUGAACACAUAUUAAGAAAAGUCAUGCUAACUUAUUUCUGACUACGUUCACGUUAUCAGUGAAUAGUACCACCAAAAUACAAUAUAGAUUUCAUAAUUUUUAUGUAUUAAUUGUUCUUUGUAUUAUUCAAUAAUUAUAUGCCAUAUAUUAUUUUAUUUACAUCCCAAAAUUCAUUUUUACAUUUGUCAUUAUGCAUUUCUUGAAUACGAAUUGGUUGUAAAUACAUCAUCAUACUUGACGUUGCAGUAACGUUGUAUAUAGUCAUAGUUGAUCACUUCGAUCUGUCAAUUGUCGAAUAAUCUCUAUUAUUCUCCCACGUCCUUACUGAGAGAUAUCAGUUUUCUUUAAUUGCGACAAGAACGACAAAAAUGUUUUCGAGUGGGCCAAAUGAUACUAAACUAAUAAAGACGCAUUUGUGUUUUGCGAUAAAUCGGUUAAAAUUACUUGAGAAAAAGAAAACUGAACUUUCUCAGAAAGCAAGGAAAGAAAUAGCCGAUUAUAUCGCCGCUAGAAAAGUUGAGAGAGCAAAGAUACGACUUGAACACAUCAUUAGAAAAGAUUACAUGGUCGAGGCUAUGAAAUUGCUCGAAAUGUAUUGCGAUCUCUUGUUGGCGCGUUUCGGACUCAUUCAACAAAUAAAAAAUUUAAAUGAAGGAUUAGCAGAAGCUAUUUCUACAAUAAUCUGGGCUGCUCCCAGAAUUCAGACCGAUGUUCAAGAAAUUAAAGUAAUUGCUGUUAUCUUAACUUCUAAAUAUGGUAAGCAAUACACAGGUGCUUGUAGAGAGGAAGCGGUACAAACUAUUUCUGAAAAAUUGAAGCUCAAAAUGAGUGUACAAUCACCAUCUAAGAUUCUCGAACAGAAGUAUCUUAUAAAGAUUGCAAAGAAUUAUAAUUUUGAAUUUGAGCCAGAUCCAGAGGUAAUGUCAGAUGUUGGAGGUGAAACUAGAAAUAAUUUGGACACAGCUUCUGGUGAUGGUAUUCUACAACCAGUUGGGUUUAUUGGUUUUCACCAACCUCCACUGUUACCUAAUCAAACUUAAUUGAUUCAGAAAAAGGACCUAUAGGAUUUGUAUAAUACCUCCAGAAAAUAAAGAUCAAAAUGUUUCUUAUAAUAUUCCUUUGGAUAAUUCUAACAGCAAUAAACCUUCUGAGCAGAAAUCGAAACCACAACCACGAUCAAAAAUGCCGAUGAAUGAUUUUCAGCUUCCAGAUCUACCAGUUCUGACGAUCGAGACUG
Osmia bicornis bicornis is the source of this 1398-nucleotide messenger RNA. RefSeq names its product IST1 homolog. The record is from RefSeq and is a predicted model, not a curated record. Gene Ontology annotation, biological process: protein transport. NCBI's taxonomy places the organism in Eukaryota, Metazoa, Arthropoda, Insecta, Hymenoptera, Megachilidae.